AUGGAGUCUUCCAAAGAAACCGGCUGUGAAGCCCGUGAGGGCCCGAUCCUCUGCAUCAACAACUGUGGCUUUUUCGGGAGUGCUGCUACAAUGAACAUGUGCUCCAAGUGCCACAAGGACUCGAUACUCAAACAGCAGCAGGCCCAGCUGGCCCAAACUUCCAUAGACACCAUCAUGAAUGGUGGUGGCUCGACUAGCGUCAUUCAAAAAGAGCCCAUUUUCGCCGACCCAUCAAAUGUGGAAAAGCCCGAACCAAAAAUCGAAAUCGGCCAAUCUUCGGGAGAAAAUCUGGAGGUGAAGGCAAAGGAGGGCCCAAACAGGUGUGCCAGCUGUCGCAAGCGUGUUGGUUUGACCGGGUUCAACUGCAAGUGCGGGUUCCUCUACUGCUCCGUCCACCGUUACGCGGACAAGCAUGAAUGCACGUUCGACUACCGGGCCGCGGGCCGGGAUGCCAUAGCAAAGGCGAACCCGAUCAUAAAAGCCGAAAAGCUCGAUAAGAUCUAG
Striga hermonthica is the source of this 504-nucleotide messenger RNA. The record is from the annotation of a GenBank genome assembly. NCBI's taxonomy places the organism in Eukaryota, Viridiplantae, Streptophyta, Magnoliopsida, Lamiales, Orobanchaceae.